Molecule: messenger RNA, 246 nt
Organism: Loa loa (African eye worm)
Lineage: Eukaryota; Metazoa; Nematoda; Chromadorea; Rhabditida; Onchocercidae
Exons: 2
Coding region: 1-222 (73 amino acids)
Source: RefSeq, a predicted model, not a curated record
AUGACAGCUAAUAUGAGAACGACAGGUUAUAUUCAAAAUAGGAUUUCCAGUUGCACGUUAAACGUCCGAAAGCGGAUGAGACGAGGAUCGAGACGUUUAGGGAAAACUGCGAUCCGGUGCGGAAUCAGUUCAAGGAUGGUUCGAUCGAUGAGGGUCAUCCGUGACACAACGCUACGAUUACUCAUUCCACCGGCCAAUGAACGACUAGACGAGGCAAUAUAACGAUGGAAGAUCUCCUAACCUUCC